AUGCAUCUCUACAAUCUUACCCUUCAAAGUCAAACUGCUAUCAAUCAAGCUGUUCAUGGGAACUUUUCCGGAACACCAAAAGCGCAGGAGAUUUGUGUUGGACGAGGCUCGACAUUGCAACUGCUUUUCUGUGAUCCAACUACAGGAAAAAUCAAGGUUUUAUGCAGUCACGAGGUGUUCGGUAUCAUCCGCUCCCUUAUGCCAUUCCGCUUGACGGGUGGGACAAAAGAUUACAUCGCGGUUGGCUCUGAUUCCGGCCGUAUAGUUAUACUUGAGUACUCAUCUGAAAAGAACGCAUUUGCUCGUGUGCACCAGGAGACUUUCGGGAAAACGGGAUGUCGCCGAAUCGUUCCUGGCCAUUAUCUUGCCGCCGAUCCUAAGGGAAGAGCUGUCAUGAUUGGGGCGAUAGAGCGUCAAAAGUUGGUGUAUAUCAUGAAUCGUGACGCUGAGGCUCGCCUAACCAUCUCGUCACCCCUCGAAGCGCACAAGCAGUACACUUUAUGUUACGGUAUGGUCGGAAUAGAUGUGGGAUUCGAAAAUCCGACAUUCGCUUGCCUUGAAUUUGAUUAUGAAGAUGCCGAACACGAUCCCACCGGUGAAGCUCUUCAAUCCACCAAGCAGACUCUUACCUUCUAUGAGCUCGAUCUUGGUUUGAAUCAUGUUGUGAGGAAGUAUGCGGAACCUCUUGAUGACAAAGCGACCAUGAUCAUUGCAGUGCCUGGAGGUAAUGAAGGACCAUCUGGCGUUAUCCUCUGCUGCGAGAACUAUCUCAUUUACAAAAACUUGGGUGAACAACCGGACAUAAGAUGUCCAAUUCCGCGCAGAAGGAAUGACCUUGACGAUCCAGAUCGUUCACUUAUGAUCAUUUGUGCGGCAACUCACAAGACAAAGCUGCUGUACUUCUUCCUUUUGCAGACUGAGCAAGGAGAUCUUUUCAAGGUGACGCUUGAAACCGAUGAGGAUUUAGUGACAGAAAUGAAGGUAAAAUAUUUCGACACUGUUCCUGCUGCGAAUGCUAUGUGCAUCUUGAAAACUGGAUUCUUGUUUGUCGCUAGUGAAUUUGGAGACCACCAUCUCUACCAAAUCGCGAACCUUGGUGAUGAUCCAGAAGAACCAGAAUUCUCAUCGAAAAUGCACCUAGACGAAGGCGAAACGUUCUUCUACGGUAUUCGCGAACUAAAAAGUCUUAUUGGCGAUUUGGCGCAUGAAGAUGCGCCUCAGAUCUAUGCACUGGUUGGGAGAGGUGCACGGUCAACGCUUCGGGUUCUGAGGAAUGGUUUGGAGGUGGCUGAAAUGGCCGUCUCAGAACUUCCUGGUAAUCCAAAUGCGGUCUGGACUGUUAAGAAGAAUAUUGAUGAUAAGCACGACGCUUACAUCGUGGUAUCGUUCGUAAACGCUACGCUGGUGCUGGCCAUUGGUGAGACUGUCGAAGAAGCUAACGACUCCGGAUUUAUGGCAACAACGCCGACUCUUGGUUGUGGAAUCAUCGGUGACGAUUCGUUACUGCAGGUCAGCUUUUCUCUGUUCAGAUCUACCCAGAGGGUAUUCCGUCAUAUUCGCGCCGAUCGUCGUGUGAACGAAGUGGAAGACGCCCUGGAAAACGGACAGAUUGUGAAAUGUGCAAUGAACAGGCGGCAAGUGGCAGUGGCCUUGGCAGGAGGAGAACUUGUGUAUUUCGAGCUGGAUCCAACUGGACAGCUCAAUGAAUUUACCGAGCGAACGUCGUGGCCUCAUGAAGUGCUGUGCAUGAGUCUCAGUGAAAUCCCGGAAGGUGAACUACGUUCUCGUUUCCUGACUGUUGGCAUAGCUGAUAGUACUGUGCGAGUGAUAUCACUGGAUCCUCAAGAUACGUUGAGUCCACUGAGUAUGCAAGCGCUUCCUUCUCAACCAGAAUCACUUCUUCUUCUGGAGACGACAAGUGAGGAUAAUAAAGGAUCGUCUACGAUUCAUCUUAACAUUGGGCUUCAGAACGGCUGUUUGUUGCGUACUACUGUGGAUAAUGUUACUGGAGAUAUGAUGGAUACUCGUACGAGAUAUCUUGGAACGAGACCGGUUCGAGUAUUCAGAGUGCGUAGUCAGAAUAGAGAUGCCGUUUUGUGCACGUCUUCCCGAUCAUGGUUACUAUACCACUACCAAAAUCGCUUCCAUCUUACGCCGUUGAGCUAUGUGACAUUGGAAUCCGCGUCAAGUUUCAGUUCGGAGCAGUGCUUGGAAGGUAUUGUCGCCAUUGCGGAGAAUACCCUGAGGAUUAUGGCUGUUGAAAAACUUGGAGCAUCGUUCAACCACAUAUCCUAUCCACUUAAAUUUACGCCACGACGAAUGAUUGUUCACCCAACGGCAACUACGCUGAUGAUGAUCGAAACCGAUCAUGCUGCCUACACAACGAUUACUUUGGAUCGAAAACGGAAUGACAUGGCUGAUGAUAUUGUUCGUCUUGCUAAUGACAUGGAAGAAGUUGAAUUGGCGAAGGAAAUCGCUGACGUACUACGGAAUAAUCGUCCUGACGAAACCGUUUAUGGUGCUGCUAAAGCGGCUCCAGGUAAAUGGGCAUCCGCUGUGCGCCUUCUGAAUGUGAAGAGCGGUGAAGUUCUAUCGUUGUUUGAACUGCCUCAGGAUGAAGCAGCGAAAUGCAUUGGUCUGGUACAAUUUGCAACACAUCAAGAUACCCUGAUGGCCCUUGUUGGUUGUACAAUAGCUCAAAGACUGGACCAGGUCGCUAGAAGUACGAGGGGUUGUAUUUAUACAUUCCUUUUGACCGCAGCUGGUGACCGCUUCGAGUUGAUACAUCGUACAGAAACGCCUUACCCAGUAAAUGCGAUUCAUGAUUUCCGAGGUUCCGCCCUUGUUGGCAUGUCGAAUCACUUGCGCCUCUAUGAGUUCGGAAAGAAGAAACUACUGGCAAAAUGUGAAAAUAAGGUUUGUGGCAUUAUUUUUAUGAUGACGCAACGACACGUGCUUCAAUUUGAAAGUGGGUAA
Molecule: messenger RNA, 2976 nt
Organism: Cooperia oncophora
Lineage: Eukaryota; Metazoa; Nematoda; Chromadorea; Rhabditida; Trichostrongylidae
Source: the annotation of a GenBank genome assembly